AUGGCUGUAAGUGCUACUGCUCAGUCAGCCAAGCAGGUACAAGCUUCAGAGGAAGCAAUUAAUCAAGAAAAAUGUAUUAAUGAAGAAUAUAAAAUUUGGAAAAAAAAUUCACCUUUCUUGUAUGAUUUGAUUAUUACGAGGGCGUUGGAAUGGCCAUGUGUUUCUCUUCAAUGGUAUCCUGAUCAACAACUAUUUCCUGAACAUGGAUAUACAGAACAAAAUGUGCUGCUAGGUGUUCGUGCUGACGCUGGAAAGUAUUACCUCGCAAUUGCAGGUAUUCAACUACCUUACCUAAAUCAAAAUACAAAUCCUACUUCUAUGGAAAAAGAUGAACAAGAAAAUUCUCUUCGAGUCAAUGUUCGUGAGCUUUAUUCUCAUCCAGAGUCAAUUAGCAAGGCCACUUUAAUGCCGCAGAAGACUAGUCAUGUUGCUACGAUCGGGAAUAACCAUAAUAAUGUUUUGGUAUUUAACGAUUCAUCUUUUAGUUCUUAUAAUUCUACACAUGAGAAUCCAAUCCGACCUGCCAUGAAUCUACAAAAGCAUGACUUACCUUGCACAUCUUUAUGCUGGAAUUAUAUGAAACAGGGGCAACUCGUGUCAGGCUCUCGAGACUCCACAAUCUGCCAUUGGGACAUUGAACAUUACAAUGAAAGUAAUCCCUCUGCUGCUUUAAUGUCCCAGAUAUCUACACAUGAACAGCCCAUUAAUGAUGUUAAAUAUCACUUCAAACAUGGGGAUAUUUUCGCCUCUGUUUCUAGCGAUCAACAUCUUCAUCUUCAUGACAGUAGACGGGCAGAUUAUUCAACAACCCCAUUGAAAAGCAUUCAUGCACAUUCAUCAGACGUGAAUGCAGUUGCCUUCAAUCCUUUAAAUGAUUUCAUUAUGGCUACAUGCUCAGCGGACAAAACGAUUGCUCUUUGGGACCUCCGGAAUCUGAACAACCGCUUGUAUACACUUGAGGGACAUGAGGAUCAUGUUUCCAAUGUCAAGUUUUCUCCUCAUGAGGAGCCCGUAUUGGUUUCUACCUCUGUCGAUAGAAGAACUUUACUUUGGGAUCUCUCACGCAUUGGUGAGGAUCAAUCCGCUGAAGAAGCUCAGGAUGGACCGCCUGAACUGUUGUUCAUGCAUGGUGGGCAUACUUCAUGUACCAUUGAUAUGGAUUGGUGUCCUAAUUACAACUGGACUUUGGCUACUGCUGCUGAAGACAAUAUUCUUCAGCUUUGGACACCCUCCCGCUCAAUAUGGGGAAAUCAACAUUUGGAAGAAGAUGCACAAGCAGCUUGA
Molecule: messenger RNA, 1284 nt
Organism: Schizosaccharomyces octosporus yFS286
Lineage: Eukaryota; Fungi; Ascomycota; Schizosaccharomycetes; Schizosaccharomycetales; Schizosaccharomycetaceae
Product: Clr6 histone deacetylase complex subunit Prw1
Exons: 3
Coding region: 1-1284 (427 amino acids)
Biological process (GO): regulation of gene expression
Cellular component (GO): Rpd3L-Expanded complex; Rpd3L complex; cytoplasm
Molecular function (GO): histone binding
Source: RefSeq, a predicted model, not a curated record